UGUGCAUGUGAGUACAGGUGUCCUCAGAGGCCUGAAGAGGGCGUCAGAUCUCCUGGAGCUGGAGUUAGAGGUGGCUGUGUGUGAACCCUGAGAACUGGACUCUGAAAGAGCAAGCAGCCAGUCUUGCAGUUCAUCUGAAGAACAAAGGCACAUUAUAAAAUCUAGCAUUUCUAACUGCAUUCUGUGAGUCCAGGAAAAUGGAUAUAGCAAAUCCCCCAACUUCCAAAUGCAUCACGUACUGGAAAAGAAAAGUGAAAUCUGAAUACAUGCGCCUCCGGCAGCUCAAACGGCUUCAGGCAAAUAUGGGAGCAAAGGCUCUGUAUGUGGCAAAUUUUGCAAAGGUUCAAGAAAAAACCCAGAUCCUCAAUGAAGAAUGGAAGAAACUUCGAGUUCAGCCCGUUCAGCCCAUGAAGCCUGUGAGUGGGCAUCCUUUUCUCAAAAAGUGUACCAUAGAGAGCCUUUUCCCAGGGUUUGCCAGCCAGAAUAUGCUGAUGAGGUCUCUGAACACUGUUGCAUUGGUUCCCAUCAUGUAUUCCUGGUCCCCUCUCCAGCAGAACUUCAUGGAUUCAGCUCUACAAGAGGGAGUCAUCUCUCAGAUAAAACAUGUGGAAGACGAGACGGUUUUGUGCAAUAUCCCCUACAUGGGUGAUGAGGUGAAGGAAGAAGACGAAACCUUCAUCGAGGAGCUGAUCAAUAACUACGAUGGCAAAGUUCAUGGUGAAGAAGAGAUGAUUCCUGGGUCUGUUCUGAUCAGUGAUGCUGUUUUCCUGGAGCUGGUGGAUGCCCUCAAUCAGUACUCAGAUGACGAAGAGGAAGGGCACAAUGACACCUCCGACGGGAAGCAAGAUGACAGCAAAGACGACCUGCCGGUAACAAGAAAGCGGAAACGCCAUGCUAUGGAAGGCAACAAAAAGAGCUCCAAGAAGCAGUUUCCAAACGACAUGAUCUUCAGCGCCAUCGCUUCGAUGUUCCCUGAGAAUGGUGUGCCCGAUGACAUGAAGGAGAGGUACCGAGAGCUAACAGAGAUGUCAGACCCCAAUGCCCUUCCCCCUCAGUGCACACCCAACAUCGAUGGCCCCAAUGCCAAGUCGGUGCAGCGGGAGCAGUCUCUGCACUCUUUCCAUACCCUUUUUUGCCGGCGCUGCUUUAAAUACGACUGCUUCCUACACCCUUUCCAUGCCACUCCUAAUGUAUAUAAACGCAAGAACAAAGAGAUCAAGAUUGAACCAGAACCAUGUGGCACAGACUGCUUCCUUUUGCUGGAAGGGGCAAAGGAGUAUGCCAUGCUCCAUAACCCUCGGUCCAAGUGCUCCGGGCGCCGUCGGCGAAGGCACCAUGUGGUCAGCGCUUCCUGUUCCAAUACAUCUGCCUCUGCUAUGGCUGAGACUAAAGAAGGAGACAGUGACAGGGACACUGGCAAUGACUGGGCCUCCAGUUCUUCAGAGGCUAACUCUCGCUGCCAGACCCCCACGAAGCAGAAAACCAGCCCAGCCCCACCUCAGCUCUGUGUUGUGGAAGCCCCGUCAGAGCCUGUGGAGUGGACUGGAGCUGAAGAAUCUCUUUUCCGAGUCUUCCAUGGCACCUACUUCAACAACUUCUGCUCAAUAGCCAGGCUUUUGGGAACAAAGACAUGCAAACAGGUCUUUCAGUUUGCAGUAAAGGAGUCACUUAUCCUGAAGCUGCCCACAGAUGAGCUCAUGAACCCUUCACAGAAGAAGAAAAGGAAGCACAGGUUGUGGGCUGCACACUGCAGGAAAAUUCAGCUGAAGAAAGAUAACUCUUCUACGCAGGUGUAUAACUACCAACCGUGUGACCACCCAGACCGUCCCUGUGACAGCACCUGCCCCUGCAUCAUGACCCAGAAUUUCUGUGAGAAGUUCUGCCAGUGCAGCCCAGACUGCCAGAAUCGUUUUCCGGGUUGUCGCUGUAAGACUCAGUGCAAUACCAAGCAGUGUCCUUGCUAUCUGGCAGUACGGGAGUGUGACCCUGACUUGUGCCUCACGUGUGGGGCCUCAGAGCACUGGGACUGCAAGGUGGUAUCUUGCAAAAACUGCAGCAUCCAGCGUGGCCUCAAAAAGCACCUGCUGCUGGCCCCUUCUGAUGUGGCCGGAUGGGGCACCUUCAUCAAGGAGUCUGUGCAGAAGAAUGAAUUCAUUUCUGAAUAUUGUGGUGAGCUCAUCUCUCAGGAUGAGGCUGAUCGGCGAGGGAAAGUCUAUGAUAAAUAUAUGUCCAGCUUCCUCUUCAACCUCAACAAUGAUUUUGUAGUGGAUGCUACCCGGAAAGGAAACAAAAUUCGCUUUGCAAACCAUUCAGUGAACCCCAACUGUUAUGCCAAAGUGGUCAUGGUGAAUGGAGAUCACCGCAUUGGGAUCUUUGCCAAGAGAGCAAUUCAGGCUGGCGAAGAGCUCUUCUUUGACUAUAGGUACAGCCAAGCUGAUGCCCUCAAGUAUGUGGGCAUCGAGAGGGAGACCGAUGUCCUCUAGCCCUCUGGGCCCCGUGACAGUGCUGUGGUCGCAGCACCGUCUUGCUUCAGGCACACUGCUGCUGCUCCAGCUGCUGCAAUGUCUUCCAUGCUGAGAACGCCCACCCACUCCUGUGUAACUAGACCUCCGCUGUAUCCCAAGGAGACACUGCCUCAGUGAGAAGGGAAACAGGUGCUGAAGACCUGGUCUCCUGGGAGAAGCUGCACCCCCAGAUCAGAGGAGGCAGCCAUGGGCUGGGUGGAUAUUGAGGGUUGUUUCUCCUCAGCUCCCAAACCGUGGGCCUCAGGAGUCAACAGCACUGCCAUUUUAGUUUUCCCAGUCAAGAGUCCUGUGUCACUGACUGUCAGGCUGGCUAAGUGAAAUCAGGUCCCUGCAGCCUACAGGUGCCUGACAGGCAUUACAGAGCUCAGAGGGAAAUGAGUCUCUGUGACAUCGAAGCAGAAAUUUAAGGCUGCAGGAGCUAAGUGCCACCCUCCUGUGGACAGAGGGAGAGCCAGUCAGAACGUGGGCUCAGGAAGCUUGGAAAAACCUGUCCUGUAGACUAUGGGGGGAGAAGGGCGUUUUCAGACUCCAGCAGCAGGCACCAGUGACCCAGCUCCUUCCAAAGUUCUGGCUCAGUGGCAGCCAGCCUCGGCUGCGGGUGUGGGCUGUGCCUGGCUGAGAGUAAGUACACCAGGUCACUACGCUGCAGUGGUCCUCAGGCCUUCGUUCCUCAGAGCUAGGUCCACGGAGCAGCUUUGCUUCUUUCUUCAGGGUAGCGGGGUCUAGUCCAGGGAGGGAGAGGUUGCUGGUGUGCUUUCCUCCGUGUGGGGUACCUGCGCUUGGCAGGGUUCAAAGGUGGUGAGGAGUGCCAUUGCACAUUCAGGAGGGCGUCACAGUGCAGGGCAGACUGGCAGACUUUCUCUGAGAUUUAUGCAGAACAAAGCACUUUAACUUUCUUUUAGAAGGUCUAUAGAUUGGAGUUUGAGCCAAGGUCUCUGGGGUUCCUGCCCAAAUCCCACUUCUGAAAGAGGAAGAGGAGAGGGGAAGACCUUCCAUUUCUUUCUCUUCUCCCGAGAGAAGCAGGUGGAGGUGGUCUGACACAAGAAGCAAGCUGUGACGGCCCGGCUGCCUUGGGUCUGGUGCGCUGGGAACAGGGGCAUGGCUCUGAGUGGAAAGGACCUGGGCAGGUAGAGACUGACCUAGGGAGUGUUAGCCAGAGCUCCUCCCACGGGCCAGUGUCUGUCCCACCAAAGACGCCAGGCUCCUUUGGCCAUAGUGCCCCUUAGAAAUUUGCAUGGGACUGCAUGCUUGUGCAUAGACACACCCCCUCACCACACUGGUAGGCACAUGUACCUCACACAGCUCCUGACAGUAGCUUCUCCCCAUGCCCUCAUCACAGCUCUGAAAUUGACAGCUGCCGGUGGCUUGUGUCUACUAUGUGUAUCAGGGAUACCCUCAAGCCUAACCGUAGGCUCGGAAUCACUCAUCAAUUCUCUGGGAAAACCAGAGACAGGCAGACAAGGGCCUGGCCGUGAGGAAUGCUUUAAAACGUUGGUUCUAGGUUGACCCCAGCCUUCCCUCAUCAGGCAUCACUGGCAGCCCCUCCUUGUGAAGUUGAGGCCACAAAUACUCAUGCUCCUCCAGCUGCCAUUCCUGGUCCCUGCUGUCUUCUUCUUUUAAUGACGGGUCCCAGCCCUCCUCCCCACUUUUGCCCCACCUCAUGUAAGAUGGACACAGAGAGGUGGUUUGGACUGGUGGGGAGCUGGCGUACAUGUGGCUUUAUUGCCAGUGAAUUUCUUGCACUUUAAAGUCCUGUGGCUUGUGACCUCUUACCUAAUAAAGUGUUAGAAUCCA
This is a messenger RNA of Mesocricetus auratus (golden hamster), 4319 nucleotides long. It is a transcript of the gene Ezh1, whose product is annotated as enhancer of zeste 1 polycomb repressive complex 2 subunit. The record is from RefSeq and is a predicted model, not a curated record. Gene Ontology annotation, biological process: chromatin remodeling. Gene Ontology annotation, molecular function: protein binding; histone H3K27 methyltransferase activity. The transcript has 22 exons. Bases 198 to 2483 code for a protein of 761 amino acids. Lineage: Eukaryota; Metazoa; Chordata; Mammalia; Rodentia; Cricetidae.